Phycodurus eques (leafy seadragon) is the source of this 3851-nucleotide messenger RNA. RefSeq names its product adhesion G-protein coupled receptor D2-like. The transcript is spliced from 24 exons. The record is from RefSeq and is a predicted model, not a curated record. Lineage: Eukaryota; Metazoa; Chordata; Actinopteri; Syngnathiformes; Syngnathidae. Gene Ontology annotation, biological process: adenylate cyclase-activating G protein-coupled receptor signaling pathway; cell surface receptor signaling pathway. The coding region runs from base 238 to 2889 and encodes 883 amino acids. Gene Ontology annotation, cellular component: membrane. Gene Ontology annotation, molecular function: G protein-coupled receptor activity.
GGACCUCAGAGGCUCGUUGAGCCCAACUUCGGGGCGCUGUCCUCUGCAUGUUACACACCCACUGCUCUUCACAGAUUCCCUUGCUUCCUCACUUUACUAAAAGCCUUUCGGUUUACUCCAAUGCCGCGGUGAUUGAGAAACAGAAGUACUCUACUGUAUUUGGUAAACCUGAAACUACAGUGGAGAGUUCACGCUCACGAUGAGACGUGCUAAAAGUUUCCAGGACAAUCAUUAAGGAUGCACUGGUUAAUGUCUCCUAAACUAAGUCUGCUUGUGUGUUUUCAUAUCUUUAUAUCAGCUCUUGUACUGGAAACCAGUGCCCUUACAUAUGAGGAGACAUCCUAUGAAUACAUACCUGAUGAGCUGCAAUGGGACAGUGCAGACGAACUGUGCUACCAGCGCUCUGGGGCCUUAGCCAAUGUGUCCAGUCUAGUUGAGAAGCAAGACAUAAAGAACUAUUUAAAGUCCGUGAACAUCUCUGAAGCUGUGUGGAUUGCUAAGAAAUUCACAACUCAUCUUCAAAGUAACAUCUCUGUCUUUUUGGACUCCAUCUUGGACGGGGAUUCCUUGGAGAAUGAGACAUUUUCCGUAGCGUUUGUCCGCAGCCCUCUGCCUGAUGAAGAGUGUGACAUUCUUGACCCUGUUACAGGGAAUUUGAGCCACGUCAAUUGCGACUCUUUCAGAGGAGCUGUCUGCCAGUUUAAAAAAGUCAUAGAAGUGCUGGAUGAUUUCCGUUUCCCGAAGACACCGUUGUUCAGCCUAUUGAGCCUGUACCCUUUAACAAGUUAUGAGCAGAGUGCCAACUCCUCUUGGGACAGAGAGCUAAGAUCACUGCAUCAGCUAACCCGGGCUGUCCUGGACGUAAUGAAGGAUGGUGGUCCAAAUGUUCUCACCGCCAGUGAUAUCCACUUUCUGUCCCAAAAGAUGGGGAUGGUCUUGUCUGCACUGGCUAGUAGCCACCCAGCCAGCGCUAAUGCCGCAGAGGCCAUGGCGUCUAUUGCUACAGAUUACGUAAAGAUGUCCAGUGUGAUGCUGGAGCCUCAUGUGGCUCAACAGUGGAUGGGUUUAACAGAUGAUGGGAACAGCAUGGGGCCGUUUACUAUUGUCAAUAGCAUUGACAAUCUUACUGAAACUCUGGCAGACAUAUUAUCUACUGAGGGAAAAAGCUUCUCACUUUCUACUAAGAAUAUAGAUGUGUUCAUCAUGAGCCAUAAGUUGACUGAAGGAAGCUGCUGUCAAUCAUUUAAACCAUCUGAGAUCAGCUCCAACAUGGUGAGCGGCAACGAUCAGGAUGAGCUGCUUAUCCCAGACUUGGAGUUACAGAGAAUUCAGAAGCUGGGACAUAAGGAUGUGAUGUUUAUUCACACAUAUUACAGCCAUUUGAAUGAGAUUGUAUCGGGUGCAGCUGAGCCUUUUCUGAGUCAACAAGAAAAAGUGAAAAGAAUUUUCUCAGGUCACCUGGCUUCUGCUGUCAUAUCAGCCACUCUCCGUGAUGCGUCAAAGGCCCAAACAAUCCCUGUUGCUGUCCAGUACACUCUAUCCUCAUCUCAUGUGAUGGAGUUUGCACAGAGAUUUUCCCCAGUCUGUGCCUUUUGGAAUUUCAGCUUAAUGAAUAAUCAAACCAGUGGCUGGUCCAAUGAUGGCUGCAUUGUGAUCUUUGCUGGCUCUGGUGUUACUUCCUGUGUAUGCAACCAUACCACAAACUUUGCAGUGUUGAUGAAUUACUUAAAACCUAAGUGGAGUCCCAAAGAAGAACUUGUUUUGACCAAGCUGACAUUCAUCGGCUCAGGAGCAUCUUUGUGUGCUCUGGUGGUGACAUUAAUGCUGUUCACUGUGUUGGAUAUACCUCGAUCUGACAGGACAUCCAUCCAUAAGAACUUGUUUAUUGCUCUUAUCUGUGCUCAAGUGAUUCUGCUGUGCAGUGGCUCAGCCAUUCACAACAAGGUUGCGUGUACACUUGUGGCAGCAUUGCUCCACCUGUUCUUCAUGGCUGCCUUCAGCUGGAUGCUGGUUGAGGGUCUGCUGCUUUGGAGCAAGGUGGUUGCUGUCAACCUCAGUGAAGAAAGACACAUGAAGUAUUAUUAUCUCAUCGGCUGGGGUCUGCCAGUGCUCAUAGUCACCAUCACACUGGCGUCUGCCUCAGGCAAAUACUUGGCUGAUGGCUAUUGUUGGCUCAGUGUCCAGAACGGUGUCAUCUGGGGCUUUGCUGGGCCUGUCAUCUUCAUCAUCAUGGUGAAUGUCAUGGUACUUACCAGGGUGGUGGUCAUCACUAUCUCCACAGCCAAGAGGAGGUCCAUUAUGUUGGCGAUGGGUGCCAGUCCAGUGGAACAAACCUACGAGCAAGUUAGGGCUGCUGUUAAAGCAGUUUUGGUUUUGCUGCCCAUUCUUGGAUUGACAUGGCUGUGUGGUGUCCUGGUACCUUUCUCCAUUGUCAUGGCCUACAUCUUCAUCCUCCUCAAUUCCCUGCAGGGUCUGUUCAUCUUCCUGAUAUAUGGGGUGUACAACACAGAGGUCCGGACCACGGUCAACAGGAUCAAGGAAAGGAGAAAGGCGCUUAAUUUUUCAAACUGUGCCAGUACCCGUCCAUCCAGCUCAGUCACUAGCUCUCGUCCGGUCAGUUUGCCACCAGGAGCAACCCCGAACCAGGAGGAGGCAACCACAUUCCAUAACUGCAACACCCAAGGCCAGCAGAAGGAGGAAGACAGUUCCACAGCUCGGCUGUCCAUUCCUUUUGCUCCAAGGGAGUCCAAUUUCUCCACCCAAAGUUUCACAGGCACGCGUCUGCAUAGAAAGGAGCUCCCUCCCGCACAAGCGGAAGCGUCACCACCUGGUUGCACUCUCCGCGUCCCCAUGGAGCUGGAGUUUACUGCUUCUUGCUUCUCAACUUAGAAGACCGUCAGCUUCAUCAUAGAAGGGUCGAACUACUCUACCCUCAAAUCUAAAUUGUGAGUCUCUUUUUUUUUUUUUUUUUUUGUGUAUGUAUGAUGGAUGUUUCAUUUUUAUCAAGGCCUAACCUUUACUAAUGACAACGGGGAUUAAAUGUUUUCUGGAGCGGAAUCCGAAUCGCUACUUUUUAGUAAGGGCUCUGUAUCAGUACUGUGCCAAAUUGGAUUGUGAUAGGAAAGUUUGUAUUUUAACACUUAAAUGAAAUAAUGGCGCAUCUUUGUGAACCGGUUGUGUACGAUAAUGUACAUACAGUAUGUAACUGUCGUGUUUUAAACUUAAUUAGGCUACUCUUUUAUUGCUUUUGUUUUGAAACAACUACGUAACAUGAAUUCCAGUAUAUUAUAUAAAAUGAUUACAACAAUGUGUAUUUAUGGCGGCACGGUGUACGACUGGUUAGCACAUCUGCCUCACACUUCUGAGGACCGGGGUUCAAAUCCCGGCCCCACCUGUGUGGAGUUUGCAUGUUCUCCCCGUGCCUGUGUGGGUUCUCUCCGGGUACUCCGGUUUCCUCCCACAUCCCCAAAACAUGUACGGUAGGUUAAUUAAUUAAUUGAAGACCCUAAAUUGUCCGUACGUAUGAAUGUGAGUGCGAAUGCUUGUUUGUUUAUAUGUGCCCUGCGAUUGGCUGGUAACCGGUUCAGGGUGUACCCCGCCUCCUGCCCGCAGUUUGCUGGGAUAGGCUCCAGCAUACCCGCGACCCUAGUGAGGAUAAGCGGUGUAGAUAAUGGAUGGAUGGAUGGAUGUGUAUUUACUUACAACGAUGUGUCAAACAAUAAAAAACAAAGAGUAAUUUGUCAUCUCACAAUUGGUAGCAAUGCUAUAUGUUAUGUAGCAAGUCUCCAUGGAAGCAAAUGGCAUUUUCUUUGUCUUUUUAACUUUUGGCUCUCCAAUGUUGUUAUGCUAGU